AUGUGUGAGGUGACGCCCACCUUCAGCGGAGAAGUCCAGCAUGGCUCGCUGCCGGGCCCAGCUGAGGCAGGCAGGGACCCGGAGCUCCUCCUCAAGAUGGUGUUCGCAGAGAUGAGGAGCAUGCUGGAGACAAUGCGCGAGGUGAAGGGCAGGCUGGCCACUGCACAAUUGAGGGUGCGCCAGCUGAGCCAGAAUGACAACCUGAAGCAGCAGCUCAGCAUCCUGCUGCCUGAGUUGUUCGAGCCUGUGACCAAGAAGUUGAUAAAGUAUCGGAAGCAAUUGCUGAAAAGGGAAGAAGAGAUUGCAGAGCUGAAGGCAGAGCGGGACAAUAUGAGGCUGUUGUUGGAACGCCUGAAGUAUAUGGUGUCCAAGCAGGAAAGAUCUCUACACAGGACCUUUGUCCAAUGCCAGGCCCAGUCCUCUGCAGGUGUCUCCUCGGAGAUCGAGAUGAUUAAGAAACUAAAAGUCCUCUUCCGUCAUCACAGAGUCCUAGAGGAGAAGGUGCUGUGCAUCCACUCCCUCCAGACCCUUGCCAAUGGCAUGGGUUCUGUCAAGGACACCAAUGGGCGCAUAGCCGAGCUGCAGGAGGCCCUGGAGCAGCACCAAGCAGAAGUAUGCCAGCUGCGGGAGGGCCAGGCAUUGCUGCGCGGGCAGGUGGGCCAGCUGGAGCAGGAGCUGGCCACUGCUCACCACCAGCUGAAUGAGACCAAAGAAGCCAACCGCAAGCUGCAGCAGGAGCUCAAGGAGCUUUCCCUGUCCUUUGGCCCAGAGGAGAUCAGCUCAUGA
Molecule: messenger RNA, 786 nt
Organism: Jaculus jaculus (lesser Egyptian jerboa)
Lineage: Eukaryota; Metazoa; Chordata; Mammalia; Rodentia; Dipodidae
Product: liprin-alpha-3-like
Exons: 5
Coding region: 1-786 (261 amino acids)
Biological process (GO): synapse organization
Cellular component (GO): presynaptic active zone
Source: RefSeq, a predicted model, not a curated record